UAAUUAACGAGGGCUAUAAAUAGACCCGAUGAAAACAAUUGUCCUGAUUACUUUCUUACAAUCAUGGCAUCGUCUCAAGGCAGUAUUGAUCUCAGUAGGAACUCAGAGGGUCUGUCCUCAGAGAUGGACAAAGGCUUUUACUUGGACCAAAGCUUAUCCAUCUCUGCUCUGUCCAUGGAGACCUCAGCGGGCCCAAUUCGCUUUCCAAAGGGAAUCGUGGUGGAGUUCUCAGACACCAACAACUCCAAUUUGGAAUCCCUAACCACCUCCCCCAGAGUUCUCUCCCCUUCACUGGUAUCACGACAAAGCACUCCUGUCCCUCACACAUACACCCUGAAGCUUCCCUUCACACUGCUCGGAAAGUCCUCAACACCCACUGAGAGCACCCUGCUCCUCAAAAAGCCAAUUCUGGCCAGCUCGCUAGACCUCUCCAGCAUGGACCUGACCACCACCCAGCCGUCCUGGGAGGUGUCCCUCAUCAAGCCAGGCUCAGACAGCCCAAAGCUGGCACUGGAAUCCAGCGAGCUUGAGUUUAUCUGGAGCCCCAGAAAUCAGUCCGGGCACCCGACAGUGGCUGAGAUUUCCUCCCUUAUGUGUUCGGGUACACCACCAGACGGGCACAAGUCCUGGAAGGAGACCCUGCCACUGGGGUUAGUGCAGGAGGAUUUGCAGCAAAGCCUGGUGUCAUGAUGCUGGGGAAGCCUGUCACAAGCCAAUGCCUCGAGCAGGUAUUUGAUUCUCAUCAUCCAAGAAGAAAGAUGGGUUUAAUGCCAGAUUUGCAUCCAUUCCUAGUUAUUAAACUGCAAAACUACUUAAAACCAAGUGUUUUCUUUUUCUGACGGGACAACUGUUUUUAUGUAAAUGUUGACUUAAUAAAGAGAUAUUGCAAGAAA
Messenger RNA from Clupea harengus (Atlantic herring), 893 nucleotides. RefSeq lists its product as uncharacterized. Lineage: Eukaryota; Metazoa; Chordata; Actinopteri; Clupeiformes; Clupeidae. The record is from RefSeq and is a predicted model, not a curated record.